CGAUCCCCUCUGAUCUUGCUUUAGUCUGUGUGGCCAUGCAACCACCCAAGUUCUCUCCACCUUGGGACUUUUGAUUCUCGAGGCUAGGAGAUUUCUGGUGUCUGCUUAUCCCUGCUUGAUUAUCAUGUUCUGGUUUCCCUAACCCGCCCACAUUUCUUUUGCUUGUUUGAGGACUGCGGAAUGAUUUGCGCCCAUAUCUAGAGCAACGCGGUCGAGAGAGUCGACAAUGGUUGACAGCACCAGUGCCCCCUCUGGUGGUACAGGCUCGAGUCUGGCUCGAGCCCUGGUGAUUGUCGCUGGUGUUUCUUCGCUUGUGGCAUCACUGCUGUCUUUUGUAUCGAUAUGGCUUCAGACCAAAAAUUAUCGAAAGCCGCUACUCCAGCGAUAUGUCGUCCGUAUAUUGUUGAUGGUUCCCAUAUAUGCGGCAUCAUCCUGGACCAGUAUCAUAUCGCUGAAGGCUUCCCUAUUCUUGGAUCCCGUUCGUGAUGUUUACGAGGCAUUCACAAUCUACACUUUUUUCCAGCUACUUAUCAACUUCCUCGGAGGCGAAAGAGCUGUGAUUAUAAUGACUCAUGGCCGUCCACCUGUUCAACAUGCUUGGCCUCUAAAUCAUUUGCUUCCCAAGGUUGAUAUUUCCGACCCACAUACAUUUCUAGCUAUCAAACGAGGAAUCCUACAAUAUACAUGGUUGAAGCCAAUACUAGCCAUGAUCUCUAUCAUCAUGAAAGCAACCGAUACCUACCAAGAAGGCUAUCUGGGGCUUACAUCCGGUUAUCUCUGGACCGGACUUGUGUAUAAUAUCAGUGUUACUCUAUGUCUUUAUGCUCUUGCCUUGUUUUGGGUUUGUCUACACGACGACUUGGCUCCAUUUCGACCCGUUCCCAAAUUCCUUUGCGUUAAGCUUAUCAUCUUUGCUUCCUACUGGCAAGGCUUCUUUUUGUCUAUUUUGCAAUGGCUUGGAGCAUUAUCAAACGGAGUUGCGGGUUAUACACCUGACAACCUUGCGGCCGCUAUUCAGGACACCUUAAUUUGCUUUGAAAUGCCCAUCUUUGCAAUCUCACAUUGGCACGGCUUCUCUUGGCAUGAUUAUGCAGACCCGACAAUUUCUGCGGCUCGGUUGCCUGUGAUCUACGCUCUCCGCGAUGCUUUCGGGAUCCGAGAUCUCGUUGAAGAUACAAAGAUGACUCUCCGGGGUGAAAACUACGAAUACAGGCUAUUUGACUCCGGUGACAACAUCAUACCACACGCUGAGUCCAAGUCCCGGGUGAACCGGGUGAUGGAUGGCAUGAGAUAUGAGCGAGGAGGAAAAGGAAAAUAUUGGAUUCCGAAGCCAGGCGAAGUGAACAGCCGAACCCCCCUGCUUUCUGGAGGGGAAUCGAGUCGCCGCGACAGGAGAAGCAGCACGCUGGAACGGUUCCGCUCCCACAGUGAACUUGAAGAGACGAUUUUGGACGAUGAAGAUGAACGUUUGUUUAGGGGCGCCCGAGCACUCGAAUUUGGCGAUUGGAAUUACCCGGUUAUUACGGCAAAUGAGGUACCGAGAGAUCAACGUUUGUAUGGCGCCAGGAUCGGUACAAGCGUCCCAUCAUCGAAACCCGUGAAAAAAGCCCGUAAGCACCGGAAAAGCCGCGCGGUGGACAGCGAGGGUAAGCGUCGGAGUAGUCAUACUAGCUCUCACUCAUCUCCGAAAGGGGGCCCAGGCAAGUCAGAGGCAAUACAGCAAGUGAACUCUUCCGCUUCCCACAACUCUCGUCGUAGUCAGCUGGUGGAUCUCGUGGUUGAAGAUCGAAAAACGGAGGAGCGGGAGCGGAAUCAGGUUCAGAAAGAACGUGGCUCCGUCUGGGCUGAUCCCGGAGAGAGGCAUUUUCAGAGACCAUCUGGCGAACCAAUCGAACCCUCUGCUGGUCAGCGACAGGAAAUCGAACGGUCGGCCAUUGAAGAUGCUGAGCGUGUUCGAGAACACGAAGAACCUGAGAAUGCGACCGAGAAUCCCCAAACGCCCAUUUGGUCUUAUGGGGGAUUGGAAGAAAAUGUCUGGAACAAAUAG
This is a messenger RNA of Aspergillus wentii DTO 134E9, 2047 nucleotides long. Its product is annotated as OSTA/TMEM184 family protein. Gene Ontology annotation, molecular function: transporter activity. Gene Ontology annotation, biological process: transport. Bases 227 to 2047 code for a protein of 606 amino acids. The transcript is spliced from 7 exons. NCBI's taxonomy places the organism in Eukaryota, Fungi, Ascomycota, Eurotiomycetes, Eurotiales, Aspergillaceae. The record is from RefSeq and is a predicted model, not a curated record.